AUGGAAUAUGGUAAACAAAUGGAAAUUCUUUAUGCCCACAAUUCCAUUCGAUCAAAAUUUUCGCAUGAUAAUGGUACUUCACCUUCUCCAGCAAAGGAUUAUAAAUUGGAAUGGAAUUGCGAUUUAGAAAGAAUUGCCCAAUUUGAAGCCAAUAUUUGCAAUGCGACAAUAGUGCCCGUAUCUCAUAAAAUUGUGCAGAAAAUUUUCACGAAGAUACAUAAUAAUGGCACCAAUAAAGAUAUAUUCAAGGAAGCAAUUGACAAUUGGUUUAAUCACAACGAAUCCAAAAAUAUUGCCAGUUUAAUUCAAAUUGGCUGUGGUAUAAAUCAUUGCCCGACCAAUGAAGGCUCCCUUGAAACGCUUUUUGUUUGCCUAUAUUUUUCCAGGCCUAAAGAAAUAACUCAAUUUAACAAAGCUUGUCAAUUUGAUAGCGAUUGUUCUGCUUAUGAAAAUUCAAUCUGCAAUCACAAUACAAAUUUAUGUGAAACGUCAAAUUCGCGUGGACAAAACUCAUUGGCACGAACAGCGUCGCGAAAAAAUCCUUCAUUAGUCCUAACAUCCUACAAAGAUUUUGGUGUUUUUCGAAGUAUGCGUGGUUUACGCCUUUAUUUAUUGGCUAAUGCGGAAGCAACUGAAUUAGGUUGCGGAAUGAAUAUUUGCACGCAAGGCGCUAAUAAAAAAUUAUUUAUAAUUUGCAAAUAUGGCACAAGAUCUGAAUCAAAUUCUUCGUCAGAAAGCUUAUUCAAAUUCGGACCUCCAUGCAAAGACGAUACAGAUUGUACACUCUACGAACAAUCAACAUGCCUCAAUCAUCAUGGCCUAUGUGUACGUCAUAUUGAAUAA
Messenger RNA from Dracunculus medinensis (Guinea worm), 843 nucleotides. The record is from the annotation of a GenBank genome assembly. NCBI's taxonomy places the organism in Eukaryota, Metazoa, Nematoda, Chromadorea, Rhabditida, Dracunculidae.